Molecule: messenger RNA, 3629 nt
Organism: Dendronephthya gigantea
Lineage: Eukaryota; Metazoa; Cnidaria; Anthozoa; Malacalcyonacea; Nephtheidae
Product: inactive phospholipase C-like protein 2
Exons: 32
Coding region: 97-3267 (1056 amino acids)
Biological process (GO): lipid metabolic process; intracellular signal transduction
Molecular function (GO): calcium ion binding; phosphatidylinositol-4,5-bisphosphate phospholipase C activity
Source: RefSeq, a predicted model, not a curated record
UCUUUUCAGUCGUCCUGACCUCUAUGUGGAACAAUAUUUCCAAUUUCCUAUCGCACUAUAAUACUGUCCAUAUUUGCCAUUUGUACGAAUACGAACAUGGACGGAUCGGAACAGGGAGCCGAAAAUAGCUCACACGGGGAAAUCAACGACGAAGAGGGUUCACGGAACGAUACGAGUGAGACUUCAACCAGCUUUAACGCGUCAAGACCGAGGCGAUCAAGUAUACUAAAGAAAUCUAACGAUAGACCUGUGCCAAAGUCCGUAUCUUUCAGUUCAAUUCCGGGCGAAAAAAAGGUUACAAACGCUGCCGACUGUCUGUUGUCUAUGCAAAGUGGCUCAGAAUUGCAUAAAGUUCGCUCUACCUCUCGGCAGUAUUUACGAUUCUUCUAUCUGGACCCGGAUCUAUCGUGUCUACGAUGGAGUCCAUCGACGAAAAAGCCGGACAAAGCCAAAAUUCCGCUUUCGAUGAUCAAAGAAGUCAGAUCAGGCAAGAAUACGGAAGUGUUUCGAACGUUAGAACGGGACGACAUUCCGGAGGACUGCGCUUUCUCAGUAAUUCAUGGAGAAAAUUUUAUAUCGUUGGAUCUUAUCGCUACCAGUCCCGAUGACGCCAACAUUUGGAUUACUGGCUUACGGUGCCUUCUCGAUUCGGAUAUCAGUGAAAAUUGUUUUGAGAGCCGACAGCAUAUGAGGGACAGAUGGCUGAAGGAAAUGUUUAUUCUAGCCGACAAAAAGAACAAAGGUUUGCUAAACGAGACGGAAAUAUUGGGACUCUUACAACAGCUCAGCGUUACAGCGCCUACCAGAGUUGUUAAGCAAAAAUUUAAGGAAGUUGCUGUUAGCAACUCAAGACCGCAAAAAAACAGUUUGAAUAAGGAAGAAUUUCUACAGCUUUAUAAAGAAUUGACGACUCGUCCGGAGAUUUACUUCCUAAUGGCAAGGUACGCCAGCAAUAAAGACUAUUUAACGACAGACGAUUUACUUAUCUUUCUGGAAUCUGAGCAAGGGUUGACGCGGGUUGGGAAAGACCAUUGCGUGGAAAUUAUCAAUCACUGUGAACCCACUGCUGAGGGAAAGAGAAAUAAGUGCAUGGGAAUUGAUGGAUUCACGAAAUAUUUAAUGAAACCAACCAAUGAUCUAUUUAAUGCCGACUGUGUUCAAGUCACGCAAGACAUGACACAACCAUUAUCACAUUAUUUUAUUGCAUCGUCGCAUAAUACAUAUUUGUUAGAAGACCAAAUCACUGGCAGGUCCAGUGUGGCAGGAUAUACGAAAGCUCUGUGUGAAUUGUGUUGUAGAUGUGUAGAAUUGGACUGCUGGGACGGUCCGAAUGAUGAGCCCGUGAUCUACCACGGACGAACGCUGACGAGUAAAAUUCUUUUCAAGGAUGUUAUUCAAUCAAUAAAUGAAUGUGCUUUUGAAACGUCAGACUUUCCAGUAAUAUUAUCUCUAGAAAACCACUGCAGUAUCAAACAACAAACAGUCAUGGCAAAUCACAUGAAGGAAAUCUUAAAAGAUAAGCUACAUACAGUCCCGCCGGACAAGGAAAAAGAUUGCUUACCUUCACCUGAAGAUCUAAGAGGAAAAAUCCUAGUCAAGAACAAAAAGAUCGCGGAGGAUUGUGGGGAAGGGUAUGUUUCGGCCGAGGAAGAGGAGGAGGAAUUUGAUGGAAAUAUCACAAUAAACGGUGAACAGAAUAUCAAGAAUUUAUCUUUGAAGAAAUCUAUCAAGAAAUUACCCAGUAAUGGAAAAGACGAUAACAAGACAGCAAAGAAAACAAUCAAAUUAUCGAAAGAAUUGUCCGACCUGGUCACGUAUUGCACGUCCGUCAGAUUUGAAAGUUUUGCAAACUCCGCUGAAAAUCAAAAAUACUGGGAGAUGAGCUCGUUGGGAGAAACAACAGCUAAGAAGCAGAUAACAGCGUAUCCUGAAGAGUUUGUGAAUCAUAACAAGGCCUUUCUUACUCGCGUUUACCCCUCAGGGAAGAGAGUUGACUCCAGUAACUAUAACCCUGUCGAGAUGUGGAACUACGGUUGUCAAAUGGUUGCUUUAAAUUAUCAAACUGGCGGACUUGCGAUGGAUCUUAACACGGCGAAAUUUAAUAAUAACGGUCGAUGUGGAUAUAUACUAAAACCUGCUGUCAUGAGAGAAAAAAUAGCAUAUUUCAAUCCUUCGUGCAAAGACGCCAUAGCUGGAGUUACACCUCAAAUACUCAGAAUAAAGAUAAUCAGUGGCCAGCAAUUUCCUAAACCCAAGAUGUCUGGCACGAAAGGAGAGGUGAUCGAUCCUUUUGUGUCAGUGUCUGUGUAUGGCAUACCAGCUGAUACGGUUCAGGAAAAGACGAGAACUAUCACCAAUAAUGGUUUCAAUCCGGUGUUCGACGAAACAUUUGAAUUUCAUAUCAACCUUCCUGAGUUAGCCUUGGUCAGAUUUGUCGUUCUUGAUGAUGAUUUUAUCGGUGAUGCUUUUAUUGGGCAAUAUACGAUACCCUUUGUUUGCAUGCAACAAGGAUAUCGACAUAUUAGAUUGCAAAACUCGCUUGGGGAACCUAUGUACUCCGUCACGCUGUUUAUUCACGUGACCAUAACUGGGGAGGAGGAGACUGGGAAAAUAAAACGGUCGUCGUUGAAGCGAUCGAAGAAAGGAAGAGAUUACACUCGGCUUAGAACUGUUGGAGUGCCUACGGUCGAUGAGACGUUUAAGACGGCAAUUCAACCCAUACGAGAUGGUACAGACCUACGGGAAAACGUUCAGAAUGCUUUAGGGGCAUUGAAGGAAACCUGCGGUGUUGCUCCGAGGUCAAAUAUAAAACAGUGUCUAAGAUUACUGGCAUCCAGACUCGAGGCUUCGUCACAAACGGUCAACUUAACACUUACUAUGGAUGAUCAGUAUCCAUGUUUCGACUGUGAUGGCGAAAUGCCGGAGAUUCUUAAGAAGGCGAUGUCAGCUUUAGAAAACGUGACACAGGAAUCAAGGAAUCUAAUUCAACGUUGCGAUUCUGUUCACGAAAGAAUAAUCCAGUGUGAAAGAGCUGGUAUGGAAUGGCAUGAGGAUUUUCAAAACGUUUGUGUAAAGGAGGGAAUAAAAGAUAAAAGACUAUCAAAGGCUCAAGAAAAUUUUGCUUGGAAUAUCAGGGUUAUCAAAGGCCAGGGGGACUUACUGCUUUCUGCGAGACAGGAGUGUUCGGAAUAUCUCAGACAGAUACCCGAGGCGGCGGUAGCAUCUGGUCUUGUAUCAAACGUUAUUGAAGAUUCCAAGCAAUCUUGAACGAUGAGGUAACGACAGGUUCAACAACAAUACUGUGUCGCCAUCAUGUUGCCAUAUUGCGUGUCCAACAAGUUGUAAAACUGGGGUAUUUAUGAACUCAUAAAAUUUGGCACGAUUUAAGAAUCUCUAUAAUACUCCCAUGUAUAUUAUCCCACAUAGUUUUUCCUCUGUGCGAAUUUCUUCGCACAAAGCGACGCUAAGGCGAUCGCUUUGCCUGUCUAAUUCGCCUAUUGGAGAGCAGGCUUAUCUUACUUGGAAAUCACAGUAUCUGUUGUAGAAUUGUAGUGUUUGUAAGAACCAGUGGCGUAGCCAGUACGAUAAUUGGGGGGCCAUAUUCAUAUAUUCGUGAUACGCAGGAUUAA